AUGGAAAACCGGAAUCCUGAUCCAAGAUCGAUACGAGUCAAAGUGAAAAACUCGGAUAACUCGGCUCUUUUGAUGAAGUACUCCUUGACACUCGUAGGCAGAGUCACGAACCCCAAAUAUCAGAAGGUGUGGUCUAUCGUACCUUUCUUCACUAACCGCUGGAAAACCUCUGUUCGUCCGAUAGGUGCUGACCUAGGCCAAGGCCUUUUCCAGUUUCAAUUCGACAACGAGGACGAUGUGCAACUCAUCCUCAAAAACAGACCUUACCAUUAUGCCAAAUGGAUGCUCAUAAUCCAACGCUGGGAGCCCAUGGUCUCCAGGUCCUUUCCCUCCCUCAUUCCGUUCUGGAUCCAGAUCCAAAGGUUCCCAGUUCAUCUCUGGACCCACGAAACUAUCCAAAGUCUGGGUGACUCUCUAGGCUUCUGUGAAGAAGUGGAGAUAACCUCCAUUUCGGCCAGAGUAAGGGUUCACAUCAAUGGGAUUAAACCACUUGUCACCACCUCCAUUGUGGAGUACCUAGAUGGGGAGGAAGUUCUAGCCUCUCUAGUCUAUGAAAAGUUAGAGAGAUAUUGCUCCAAGUGUAUGAUGCUCACACAUGAAGAUAAAGAAUGCACGGAGUUCCCCUCUCUCUCUUCGAAUGACACGAGGACCCGGAAAAACACCUACUGGUCUCAAAGGAUGCGAGACUGGACAUAG
Eutrema salsugineum is the source of this 696-nucleotide messenger RNA. RefSeq lists its product as uncharacterized. NCBI's taxonomy places the organism in Eukaryota, Viridiplantae, Streptophyta, Magnoliopsida, Brassicales, Brassicaceae. The record is from RefSeq and is a predicted model, not a curated record. Bases 1 to 696 code for a protein of 231 amino acids. The transcript has a single exon.